CGACGAAAACGCUCUCUUUCUCAGUGUUCGGUUUGGUUUGACUUUGGUCAGAAACACAGAAAGGGUUGAUCCGAUCUUUGUUUGAUCUCUAGCUGUUGAGAGUGCAAGUUGUGCUUUUGUUCGUGUUUCGUGCUCCAGCUCUACUAACUGCUGUUGGCCAUGGGUUCCGGCGGCCGGAUGGACUGCUGCGGGCAGUGCGUGAAGUACAGCAUGUUCGUCGCCAACUUUGUUAUUUUCAUCGGUGGUGCGAUCGUUUUCGGUCUCGGCGUCUGGACGCUGGUCGAUAAGAACUUCAUCAACGAGCUGCUCGGGACGAAUCUGUUCUCCGGUGCGGUGUACGUGCUGAUUGCCACAUCCGCCCUUGUGUGUCUGCUGUCGUUUUUCGGCUGCAUGGGAGCGGCCAAGGAGUACAAGUGUAUGCUGCUCACGUACUUUAUCCUGGUGUUUCUCAUCUUCGUGACGAUGCUGAUCGGCGGCAUCCUGGGGUACGUGUUCCGGGAGAAGGUCUCGCAGACGAUGGGCGACGAGAUGCGCUCGUCGAUGAGCCUCUACGGGAGCCGGCGGGCCAUCACGCAGGCCUGGGACACGACGCAGGAGCGGCUGAAGUGUUGCGGCGUGAAGAGCUACAGUGACUGGCGUGGCGAGAUUCCGCGCUCCUGCUGCCAGCGUACGUUCGACGGGUUCAAACCGUGCAACGAGAACCCCAGCCCGGAGAACAUCUACAUCAACGGGUGCCUGGAGAUCACGUCCAGCUACAUCCGCGAUAAUGCGGCCAUCAUCGGCGGGUCCGGAAUCGCGGUGGCCGUGCUGCUCGUCUUUGGCAUGAUCUUCUCCUGCUCACUGUUCCGCAUGAUCGAGUAGAGCGGGGCCUGAAAGCAAUCACGAACCACACACAUUUUAGCAUAUAUCACCUUGUUUGUUAAGCUUCGCCCAUUUCGUUCCGUGUAGUACUGCCUAGUAGUUGAUGUGCUUUUUCUGCCCGGCGCUCCGACGCCAACGCCCAACAGCAGCAAAGAUCUGUCGAAGAGAUCCGUCCAACUCACCGUGUUUCGUGUCUCUCUGUUGUGAGCCUUACUUUUUAAGAGGUAGCAUUAUGUCUCGUCGUGGCACACCACAUUUUAAUCGAUAAGCGAGUGUUCGUUUUCAUCCUAUGUUUUAUCUCGUAUGGUAUGAUUUUAUCACACGUCCCUCUGAAUCUGAAAUGAGAGAAGGGGAUCACAAAUGAUCACGCGGGGAGUUUGUGCUUAAUAUUAAUAAAUACGAACGCGAAGGGCGCUAGCGUGUGU
Molecule: messenger RNA, 1286 nt
Organism: Anopheles cruzii
Lineage: Eukaryota; Metazoa; Arthropoda; Insecta; Diptera; Culicidae
Product: tetraspanin-11-like
Exons: 4
Coding region: 160-861 (233 amino acids)
Cellular component (GO): membrane
Source: RefSeq, a predicted model, not a curated record